AUGACGCCAUCAGAAGCAAUCCGCCACCAUCAGGAGCAGCUGUCUGCCAGACAUUUUGAAAUGCCACUUUUCCUCAUUUCAAAAGCCGGCGACUUUGCCUUUGUGGCCCCUCAUGUGUUCAUGACGGACAAUUCACGGCCCGAGAAGGAUGCGCUGCGCUCUGUCUGGCCCUCGGCACAGCAGCUGCUCUGCCAUUUUCAUGUGCUGCAGGCUGAGUGGAGGUGGUUGACAUCAUCAAAGAGCAAUGUUCUAAAAGAUGACAGGCGCCGCUUCAUGGCAGCUUUCCAAAAGAUCCUGUAUGCCCAGGAUGACCAGGAGCUGCAGGCAGCUAAAGAGGCUCUGCAUGCAUUAGGUCAUGUGCCGUACAGCCAGAGAGUGCAGGCAUUCCUCCAGUGUGAGCAGCAGUGGGUGUUGCUGUACAGGGCAGGCCUGAUGACACGGGGGCACAACACCAAUAAUUAUUCGGAGGCAUCCAUCCGGAUUUUAAAAGAUAUUGUGCUCUGCAGAACCAAGGCAUAUAAUGCAGUAGCCUUGGUGGAGUAUAUAAUGACUAAGUGGGAGGAAUACUUUAAACUUCGCCUACUCCAUCAUGCACAGCACCGAGAGCCCUCUCACCAGAUUCGGUUUCAAAAUCUUCUAGAAAAGAUGCCAGAUGUGCCCUCGGAGUCUAUUGUUUGCCUGGGCAAUGCUAUGUACAGCGUUCCUAGUUCAUCUGGAACUGCAGCAUAUGAAGUUGAUGCUGAAAGCCUUUGGGGGUCCCUUUCCAAAUAG
Messenger RNA from Rhipicephalus sanguineus (brown dog tick), 771 nucleotides. RefSeq lists its product as uncharacterized. NCBI's taxonomy places the organism in Eukaryota, Metazoa, Arthropoda, Arachnida, Ixodida, Ixodidae. The transcript is spliced from 5 exons. The record is from RefSeq and is a predicted model, not a curated record. Bases 1 to 771 code for a protein of 256 amino acids.